AUAAUAUUUAAUGCUCAACAUUUGAAACAAUUGGUGAUUAUUAUUAUUUGUAAAUAAUCGAAUGAAUAUGAAUAUAGUUGGUUUAUUUUUAUGAGGUAUCGGUGUAUUAAUUGAAACAUUGAUCAUGUCUGAUGCCGUAGUCGUAAAGGCUAAAACCGAACGGAAGGUGUUCAGACCGUCGGCCAAAGUGCUGAACAAAAUACCCGAUGAGAUUACCAACGACCCGGAACUAAUCGCCGCUAUAAAAUCGUUACCAUCCAACUAUAACUUUGAACUGCCGAAAACCAUAUGGCGACUACGUCAAAUGCAAGCCAAGCGCGUUGCGUUGCAAAUGCCCGAAGGCCUGACCAUGUUUGCUGUACAGUUGUGCGACAUUAUCGAAAAAUUCACCUGUGCAGACACGGUAAUUAUGGGAGAUGUUACCUACGGUGCAUGUUGUGUUGAUGAUUUCACGGCCAAAGCGCUUGGUGUCGACCUGUUGGUGCAUUAUGGCCACAGUUGUCUCAUUCCUGUUGACCAAACUGAAGGGGUCAAAGUGUUAUAUGUUUUUGUCGACAUCAAAAUCGACGCUAUCCACCUUAUCGAAACUGUGAAAUUGAACUUUACUAAACAACAGAGAUUAUUAUUUGUAAGCACAGUUCAGUUUGUCACCACUUUGCAAGGGUUGAUUAAUAAAUUAAAAACAGACGGUUUUUGCGUAAAAGUUCCUCAAGAAAAACCACUGUCACCCGGAGAAAUUUUGGGAUGUACCUCACCAAAGGUUUCAGACGCUGAUUGCUUGAUUUAUUUAGGUGAUGGUCGUUUCCAUUUAGAAUCCAUUAUGAUAGCUAAUCCUGAACUUGCAGCAUACAGGUAUGACCCUUAUGAAAGAAAAUUGACUAGAGAAUACUAUGAUCAUGAUGUCAUGAAAGAUACGAGGCUGAAAGCAAUUGAACGAGCUAAAGAUGCAAAAACUUUUGGUUUGAUUUUAGGCACUCUAGGCAGACAAGGAAGUACUAAAGUUUUGGAUUAUUUUCAUGAACAAAUGAGAUCACAUUUGAAGAACUCUGUGACUAUUCUCCUAUCAGAAAUAUUUCCACAGAAAUUAUCUUUAUUUGGGGAUACAGUUGAUGCUUGGAUACAGAUUGCAUGUCCGCGGUUGUCUAUUGAUUGGGGCACUGCAUUUGAAAAACCAUUUUUGUCGCCUUACGAGGGUGCUGUAGUUAUGAAUCAAAUUCAAUUCAAUUCUAAAGAAAGUUAUCCAAUGGAUUAUUAUAGUAAUAAUAGUUUAGGUGGCUGGACACCAAAUUAUCGACCAGUCAAUGGUUGUUGUGGGAAAGGAUGUGCAAAUGGUCCAAAGAGUGAUGCACAAAAAAUAGGCUGUUCUAAUAAUCAAUGAUUAAUUUUUUUUUUUUAAUAAACAUUCAUUGCAUCUGUU
Melanaphis sacchari is the source of this 1417-nucleotide messenger RNA. RefSeq names its product 2-(3-amino-3-carboxypropyl)histidine synthase subunit 1 (gene Dph1). Gene Ontology annotation, molecular function: 2-(3-amino-3-carboxypropyl)histidine synthase activity. NCBI's taxonomy places the organism in Eukaryota, Metazoa, Arthropoda, Insecta, Hemiptera, Aphididae. The transcript has 4 exons. The record is from RefSeq and is a predicted model, not a curated record. Bases 125 to 1378 code for a protein of 417 amino acids. Gene Ontology annotation, biological process: protein histidyl modification to diphthamide.